This is a messenger RNA of Bombus impatiens (common eastern bumble bee), 1919 nucleotides long. It is a transcript of the gene ATP6AP2, whose product is annotated as renin receptor. Gene Ontology annotation, molecular function: signaling receptor activity. The transcript has 8 exons. Gene Ontology annotation, biological process: positive regulation of Wnt signaling pathway. The record is from RefSeq and is a predicted model, not a curated record. Lineage: Eukaryota; Metazoa; Arthropoda; Insecta; Hymenoptera; Apidae. Gene Ontology annotation, cellular component: membrane; external side of plasma membrane. The coding region runs from base 98 to 1321 and encodes 407 amino acids.
ACUAAGCCUUCUCUUACGUUAAUGUGCUGUAUACUCCUUUGUGGUCAUAUGAUCAGUUUGUGAAUUGGUAUCGAAUUUAAGGGAGUGUCUUAAUUUUAUGGCAAUAUCUUUCAGAAUAAAAAUGUUCAAAUUAUUUUUGUGUUUUGUAGCUGCAUUAGUUGCAGUUAAAGCAAGUGGAGAUUUUGUAGUUUUACACAGUCCAAAUAGUGUUAUGUUCAAUGGGAAUGAAGAAGUGGAACAAAGCUUGCUUAAAGAAGUAUUAGCGGCUGCUCUAGGGUUCACUGUCAAACUGAGAGGAAUAUGGAGCGGUAUUUCUAUCACUGAUCCAUUUAGACUUCCAGAAGCUGUUGUUGCAGUAGCGAUAGAAGGAGUAGAUUCUUUGGACAUACCAAAAGGAAAAAGAUUUCCUUUAAAUGUGAAUGAAGUUGAAGAAACAACAUGGCAGGCUCUUAGAGAACGUCUUGAAGAGAGAGACAAUGAUAAUACCUUAGUGAGGAUAUCUUUAGGUGAUGGUUUGGAUGCUCUAGGACAAUCUGCUCUUGGAGAAUUAAAACCCACCCCCAUCGAUGAAACAUCUUUAAGAGCUUUAAGCCUAGGAAAAGAAGAGGACAAAAAGUUCCUUGAAGAAGUACAAUUACUCCAUGCUAUUGCUAACAAAGCACCUUCAGCGAUCAAACCAGAUUCAAAGCCUGAUAUUUAUUGGCUUGUCGUAUCUUCUUUGCGCCCGAUUUUAGAUACUUAUGGAAGUAAUUCAACUGCAUCUAGGGAAGCCCUGUCAUUGUUGAAUAAUGCUUUGAAUGUCAUUCACGAUGCAUUUAUUCAAGCUUAUGAUGGUCAGGUAUUGAUUGUGGCAUUCACAAAUGAUGCAACUAAGGUACAUCAUAUCCGUUCAGUAACUUUAGACAGGCAAAAACGGGAUGCUCCAGAUACGCAAGAUGAUCAACGAGGUGAAAAGAAAAAGAUAGAAGACGAAGAGGAUUCGAAUACAAGUAAUAAUAACACUAGCACAAACUACAGUGAUAUGAAUAAUUCUACUGCGAAUAGCGAUACUCGUGAUGAUAGUGGAAUCAGUGAGAAUCAGGAUAUGACUAAUAUGGAUAUAUAUUCCAACACACAAAAUAUAGGACAGGACGUAACGAUUCGCUCGCGCUCGAAAGACUACACGGAAAAUUAUCCCAUUAUCUUUAAUAUCCUCUUAUGGUUUGGAGUUGUUUUUGUCUUUUCACUGUUUGCUAUUUGCAUUGCCAUUUCGCAAAUGGAUCCAGGCCGAGAUUCUAUAAUAUACAGGAUGACUUCUAAUCGUAUGAAGAAGGAUAAUUAAAUGUAAAUACAAGCUAAAUACAUAAUAAUAAUGAAAAGAAUGUUCUGCAUAUAAUCUGUACUUAAUUUAUUGAUGAUUCGUACGAUAUGCAUCCAAAAUUUCACUUCGAAUCGAUGUGGUAUCAUUUUGUAUCCUAAAGAUGUAACGAAUCACUAUGAUAUACUCAUAUGUAAAAUGUGUAUUUGUAAACGGUCAAUCAUUAAUAUUAAUCGUUCAACUUAGUGUAAACAAUGUCUGGUAUUCUUUGUUGCAUAUUACAUUUAACCAAUAAACGAUUACGAAAUCACACCCGUAGAAUGAUAAUAAAAAUGUUCGAAGUAGAUGAAAUUUGUCAUAAACGAGUACAAAUAAUAGCAGAACAUGUAUGCAAAUGUGUAGUUAUAUAAAAUAAUGUUACGAAAGUUAAGUUGAGCUUUUUGUUACCUAAAGUAAUGAAUAAUUAUAAAACAGAUCAUACCAUAUUAUAUUAUGAUCUUAGAGAUUUAACAAAUUUUGAAAUUUGAGCUGUCUUUAAAUAUUAUGAAAAUUUGUAUCGAAAGAAUCAAUGAGUUAAUCUGUAAAUUUUUAUCUGACAAAUAUUAAAUCGAAUUAUGCGGUA